AAAACAAUCACACACUUCACGUCACCAAACAUAUAUCAACAUAUAUACUAAUUAAAUACUUUAUUAUUUUUCAAAUCCCUCCAUAUAAUAAAAUACUAAUAUGUAUGUAUCAGCAUUUUGUAUUUUGUUAAUUUAUUUCUUGUCAUGUGCAACAUCAAGUAGACCAAUUAAUCAACAUAUUGUGUUUCCAACUUUUCAUCAUAAUAAUUAAUUAAUUAAAUAAUAGUAGUUUAUUUGUUUACAAGUCAAAAUUAUGAUAACAUCAAGAACUAGACUCUUCUAUUAUAAACUGUGGAAAUUCUCAUAAAGAAAAAAAUAGUGGAAGUGAACAUUAAAAAUGGCAAAGUUUAGUUCAAGUUAUGGGAAUGUUCUUCUUGUUUUUGUUCUUGUUUUAUUAUCAAAUAUUUCAUUUCAAGUUGCAACAUGUGGCUCUAUAGUAAAGUUUCUUCCUGGAUUCCAAGGACCCCUUCCUUUUCUUCUUGAAACUGGGUAUGUGGGAGUGGGAGAAAAUGAGGAUGUGCAAGUGUUUUACUAUUUCAUUGAAUCAGAGAACAAUCCUAAAGAUGAUCCUCUCAUGCUUUGGUUAACUGGUGGACCUGGCUGCUCUGCUUUGUCUGGCCUUGUCUUUGAAAUUGGUCCACUUGAAUUUAUAAAAGAGGAGUACAAUGGUAGCCUACCUAAUCUCAUCUUAAAACCACAUUCAUGGACAAAGGUGAGUAACAUUAUAUUUGUAGAUUUGCCUGUUUUCACAGGCUUCACUUAUGCCACAACAGAAACUGGUUCUCAGCGAAGCGAUACAAUACUAGUUCACCAAGUUCAUCAAUUUCUCAGAAAGUGGUUGGUUGAUCAUCCAAAAUUUCAAUCAAAUGAAGUUUACAUUGGCGGUGAUUCAUACUCUGGCAUUACUGUUCCGGCAAUUGUUCAAGAAAUUGCACAAGGAAAUAAAAAAGGAGUCCAGCCAUGGAUAAAUCUUCAGGGAUACUUGUUGGGGAAUCCUGUAACAACUGAACAGGAAAUAAACUAUGAAAUCCCCUUUGCUCAUGGAAUGGGACUCAUAUCCGAUGAACUAUACGAAUCACUGCAAAAAAAUUGUAACGGAGACUAUGCGAAUGUAGAGACCAGAAAUGUUUUAUGUUCCAGAGAUAUGAGUUCAUUCAACGAGGCUACAUCAGGACUUAAUUCAGCACAUAUUUUAGAUCCAGUAUGUGAGUGGCGUGAUGAUACUGAAAUUUCUCCAAGGAGAUCUCUAAUUAAGAAAUAUCCCUCCAAGUUCCUCACUAAAAAUCUCAAAUUGCCGCCCUUAUAUUGUCGAAGUUAUCCAUAUUUCCUUUGCGGCUUUUGGGCCAACGAUGAUAAUGUUCGCAAAGCACUGCACAUACAUAAGGGAAGUAUCGGGAAAUGGCAUCGUUGUACCUAUAAUAUACUUAAUAAGGCAGAUAUCCAUAACACCUUUGAUUAUCAUGUAAAUCUCAGUAGAAAAGGGAUUCGUUCACUAAUUUACAGCGGAGAUCAUGACAUGUCGGUUCCAUUCUUAUCAACACAAGCUUGGAUAAGAUCUUUGAACUACUCCAUUGUUGAUGAUUGGAGACAGUGGCAUACAAAUGACCAAGUUGCAGGAUACACAAGGACUUACUCUAAUCGGAUGACAUUUGCUACUAUAAAGGGUGGAGGACACACGGCCCCGGAGUUUCGCCCUAAAGAAUGUUUUGACAUGUUUAGUAGGUGGAUAUCUAAGAGGCCUUUGUAGGAAUAACCAAAAAUAAAUUUAUCUAUUAAAUUUGCAAAGAAAUAUGUGUCACUUGGCUUGGCACAUUGCAUAGAAUUAUAGCAACAUUACAACAAACAAAAAAUAUUUCAAAUGUAAGGGUGGACCAUAAAUAAAUUAAUCGAUGGGAUUGUACAA
Messenger RNA from Trifolium pratense (red clover), 1903 nucleotides. Its product is annotated as serine carboxypeptidase-like 11. The record is from RefSeq and is a predicted model, not a curated record. The transcript is spliced from 14 exons. Gene Ontology annotation, biological process: proteolysis; secondary metabolic process. Lineage: Eukaryota; Viridiplantae; Streptophyta; Magnoliopsida; Fabales; Fabaceae. Gene Ontology annotation, molecular function: serine-type carboxypeptidase activity; acyltransferase activity, transferring groups other than amino-acyl groups. Bases 338 to 1747 code for a protein of 469 amino acids.